CUCGGGGACUUGCUGCACAAGUUACAGUUCAUCAUGACGUAUGUGGCUCCUUGGCAGAUGGCUUGGGGUUCGUCAUUUCACGUGUUUGCUCAGCUGUUCGCCAUACCUCAUUCUGCAAUGCUCUUCUUUCAAACCAUCGCCACCUCAAUCUUUUCCACUCCGCUGAGCCCCUUUCUGGGCAGUGUCAUUUUCAUCAUGUCGUAUGUCAGACCAGUGAAAUUCUGGGAGAAAAACUACAACACAAAGCGUGUAGAUAACUCCAAUACAAGACUGGCAGUGCAAAUUGAAAAGGAUGCAGGGAGUGAUGACAACAAUCUCAAUUCCAUCUUUUAUGAGCACUUGACAAGGUCCUUGCAGGAGUCCCUCUGUGGGGACUUGGUGCUUGGUCGUUGGGGUAACUACAGCUCUGGAGACUGCUUCAUUUUGGCUUCAGAUUACCUCAACGCCUUUGUUCACCUGAUUGAAAUUGGAAAUGGUCUUGUCACCUUUCAGCUGCGAGGACUGGAAUUCCAGGGAACGUACUGCCAGCAGCGAGAGGUGGAGGCCAUCAUGGAAGGUGAUGAGGAUGACACUGGCUGCUGCUGCUGUAAGCCCGGCCACUUGCCCCACCUGUUGUCCUGCAAUGCUGCAUUUAACCUGCGCUGGCUCACGUGGGAGAUCACCCGGACGCAGUACAUCCUGGAGGGCUACAGCAUCAUAGACAACAACGCGGCCACCUUGCUGCAGGUCUUUGACCUCAGAAGGAUCCUCAUCCGGUACUAUAUCAAGAGUAUAAUAUACUAUAUGGUCACUUCUCCAAAAAUCCUCUCCUGGGUCAAAAACGAGUCACUUCUGAAGUCGCUGCAGCCUUUUACCAAGUGGCAUUACAUCGAGCGAGACCUUGCGAUGUUCAACAUCAACAUUGACGAUGACUACGUGCCGUGUCUUCAGGGGAUCACCAGAGCUAGUUACUGCAAUGUUUACCUAGAAUGGAUCCAGUUCUGUGCAAAGAAACAUCAAGAGCCUUCCAAGACUCUGGACAGUGACGAGGACUCUCCUUUGGUGACCCUGUCCUUCGCCCUGUGCAUCCUGGGACGAAGAGCUCUGGGGACGGCAGCUCACAAUAUGGCUCUCAGCCUGGACUCUUUCCUGUAUGGGCUCCACGCCCUCUUCAAAGGGGACUUCCGUAUAACGGCCCGGGAUGAGUGGGUGUUUGCCGACAUGGACCUGCUGCACAAAGUGGUGGCCCCGGCCAUCAGGAUGUCACUGAAGCUCCACCAGGACCAGUUCACCUGCCCUGAUGAGUAUGAAGACCCAGCAGUCCUGUACGAGGCCAUCCAGGCCUUCGAGAGGAAAGUGGUCAUCUGCCACGAGGGGGACCCGGCGUGGAGGAGCGCGGUGCUGUCCAACAGGGAGGAGCUGCUGACCCUGCGGCACGUGGUGGACGAGGGUGCCGACCAGUACAAGGUCAUCAUGCUCCACAGGGGCUUCCUGAGCUUCCGCGUCAUUAAGGUCAACAAGGAAUGCGUCCGAGGGCUCUGGGCCGGGCAGCAGCAGGAGCUCAUCUUCCUGCGCAACCGAAACCCGGAGCGUGGCAGCAUCCAGAACAACCGGCAGGUGCUGCGCAACCUCAUCAACUCGUCGUGCGACCAGCCGCUGGGCUACCCCAUGUACGUGUCCCCGCUCACCACCUCCUACCUGGGCACGCACCGCCAGCUCCGCGACGUGUGGGGCGGGCCCGUCAGCGCGCACCGGCUGCGCACCUGGUUCCGGACCAAGUGGCUGAGAAUGCGGAAGGACUGUCACGCGGGCCAGCCAGGCGGCAACAUCGAAGACGUAGAUGGAGGAGGGGCCCCCGCCCCAAGCCACACGAGCGGGGAGAGCCAGGCCAGCAGCAUGGAGCCACCCCGCAAGGAUGGGCGCCCCAGUAGGGCUCCGAGGACAGGUGGAACUCAGGAACAUGGCAGGAGGAAAGGCCGGAGCCAGUCCAUUCAGGCACCGGGGGCUCUGAGCCCUGGUGCCCCGACGGCCAGCCUGUCGGGCCCCAUCCGGGAGGGCCGCGGGACCUUCCUGCAGACGUCCACCUCCGUGCACGAGCUAGCCCCACGGCGCACUGGCAGCCAGCUGUCCCUGCACUCACAGCCACCACCCGCCACCACCAUGGGUCACCUGAGCGUCCGCGAGCGGGCUGAAGCGCUCAUCAGGUCCAGCCUGGGCUCGUCCACCAGCUCCACCCUCAGCUUCCUCUUUGGCAAGAGGAGCUUCUCCAGCGCCCUGGUCAUCUCGGGACUGUCCGCUGCAGAGGGGGGCAACACCAGCGACACACAGUCCUCCAGCAGUGUCAACAUAGUGAUGGGCCCCUCGGCCAGGGCUGCUGGGCAGGCUACACGGCACUUCUCAGACCCGUGCGAGCCCACAGAUGCCCCAGAGCAGGGCCGGCUCUGUGACCGCCAUCCAGCUGAGGUCCCACCUGAGAAGUGUGAGGUCCUGUGCAGGCGAGCAAGCCAAGAGGACAUGGGGCUGGACGACACAGCAUCCCAGCAGAGUGCUUCGGAUGAACAGUGA
Molecule: messenger RNA, 2544 nt
Organism: Elephantulus edwardii (Cape elephant shrew)
Lineage: Eukaryota; Metazoa; Chordata; Mammalia; Macroscelidea; Macroscelididae
Product: pecanex-like protein 2-like
Exons: 14
Cellular component (GO): membrane
Source: RefSeq, a predicted model, not a curated record